Molecule: messenger RNA, 759 nt
Organism: Gamsiella multidivaricata
Lineage: Eukaryota; Fungi; Mortierellomycota; Mortierellomycetes; Mortierellales; Mortierellaceae
Exons: 2
Coding region: 1-759 (252 amino acids)
Biological process (GO): glutathione metabolic process
Molecular function (GO): glutathione transferase activity
Source: RefSeq, a predicted model, not a curated record
AUGGCCGACGCGAAAGCACGUUCGUAUGAACUCCAUUACUUUCCAAUACAUGCCCUCGGGGCAACCUCACGAGCUAUCCUUUUGCUCGCAGGUGCUGAUUGGAAGGACCGCGUUCAGCCAUUUCAGCUCCUUCCCCUACAUCAAUGUUUUCAGACCUGGAGCGAGGACAAAUCCAAGACCCCCUUUGGAUGCCUGCCUGUCCUUACCGUCCGAGACUCUCAGGGCGAGACCAUCCAGCAGAUCCCCGAGGCAGAAGUGAUUGAGCGCUACCUCGCCAAAGAACUCGGUUUCUUUGGGUCCGCCCCAGAAGAAGAGCUUCAGAUAUCUAUCUUCCUAUCCCAGGCCAUCACCAUCCACAACGUCUGGGUCUUCCGUGUCGUGCCCGCGCUCGAACCUGUUCGUGAGCAGGUUCUUAAGACGUUUCUAGAGGGUUCGCUCAAGAACUGGGUCCAGAACUGCGAGAAGCACCUGGCUGCCAAUGGCGGCAAUGGUCUUUUUGUGGGAAACAAGACCUCUUUGGCGGAUAUAAAGACUGCAGUGUUGAUGGAUAUGUUUUUGGCGGUCGAUGUCAUGGGUGAGGUGCUGAGUGCAAAGCAGGCACCUGGGCUGUGGAAGUUGAAGGAACUGGUGGAUAUGAAUGUAAGGUAUGCAGAGUAUCGAAAGUCAGAGGCGUUUAGGGUGCAGGAUGAGGAGACGAAGAAGAGGGUGGUGCCGAAUAUCAAGUUGUUUGAUCUCUCUAAGGCGCAUAUCUUUACAUGA